GCCACUCCGUCUUGUGUUACACAUUCCACGCAAUGGCGUCCUCUCCUCUGGCACCAACCAGGACCUGCUCGCCCCUAGUGCCCAAGCUGCCCCGCCGCCCCUCGCUCCCAUCCCCGUGUAGGUCUCCCCGUCGCAGUGCACGGUGGCCGCGCUUGGCGUCAGUCAGAGCGACUCCGGACAGCAGCUGGACCGCGGCAGCGACGGAGGAGCAGAAGGAGCGGAAGAGGUGCCUGAGAUGCGGCGGCUCUUACCGAGACGAGGAGAACCACCCGACCGCCUGCGCCUUCCAUGGCCACGUCACAGGCGAGAAGGGGCUGUUCUCCCUGUCGCCGCCGCACCAGGGCAUCGACGGCGAGUGGAGCGACAAGAGCGGGGUCAUCGUGUACCGCUGGAACGACGAGGGGAGCCGGCCCAACACAGGCCGCGCUAACUGGAAGAGGCGCUGGAGCUGCUGCCAGGAGCGCGAGGAGGACGCGCCGCCGUGCCAGCGCGGGUGGCACGUCUCCUACGACGACGGCUACACCCUCUUCUAGGUCUCCCUCUACCCGUGGCCGUGGGGAGCAGCAGGAGAUAUAAUAUAAGGU
Zea mays is the source of this 584-nucleotide messenger RNA. RefSeq lists its product as uncharacterized. NCBI's taxonomy places the organism in Eukaryota, Viridiplantae, Streptophyta, Magnoliopsida, Poales, Poaceae. The record is from RefSeq and is marked validated. Bases 33 to 533 code for a protein of 166 amino acids. The transcript is spliced from 2 exons.